Messenger RNA from Lytechinus pictus (painted urchin), 4396 nucleotides. Its product is annotated as caspase-2-like. Bases 364 to 2445 code for a protein of 693 amino acids. The transcript is spliced from 14 exons. Gene Ontology annotation, biological process: proteolysis. Lineage: Eukaryota; Metazoa; Echinodermata; Echinoidea; Temnopleuroida; Toxopneustidae. Gene Ontology annotation, molecular function: cysteine-type endopeptidase activity. The record is from RefSeq and is a predicted model, not a curated record.
AGUUUCAGCGGCUAUUAAAUCCUUUCUAUUGUUUUCAGUGUGUGUUGCUCGACACAUAAGUAAGUAUAAUUGUGGUGGUGUGACCUUAAUUUGCGCGUUACCAAAUUUUGCACACGGUCGAAUAUCUCUACAUCUAAUUAAUAUCUUAAAAGGCGACUUGAAAUUACUCAGAAUGGUAAUUUUCUUGAAGGUAAGGUCUCAACAUCUAUGAAAAUAUUUGCAAAACAUCGGCAAAUUUUGUUACCUUUGUGCGUCCGGUCCGAGAAAAUCUGAACUUCUCGGCAAGCAUCAAGAAAUCGCCAGUUUGCAAGCAGAGGUCUCCAAAUAAAUCUUGUACAUUCCAAUCUUUAUGGAGGUGAUGUCAUGGAUAACAACAUAACUUCGGGAAUCUUUACAACUAGAAUCACAUUGAAGGAUGGCAAGGAUCCCACUCCACCUCCUGCGGUAUAUUUUGAUGAAGAGGCAGACAGAAGAUGGGCAGAAUUUAGGGAGUUCCCAUAUAUAUCAUAUGAAGACGUAACCAGCACGGAUCGCAUAUCAUGUCGGACCUUUUAUAGCAUAUCCCAAAAGAGGCUCUACAAAUGGUUCAGAGAGACCUUCGCCUACGAUGCGCUUGUGACUGACACACAGACCGGGUUUAGGGUAAUGGCAAAAUCCGCUUACACCCGAGAUGCUGCAGUUCAGGAGUCUACAGAUGCCAUGGUCAACAGGCUUGUAUCUACUGGUUACAUGAAAGAAUCAACGAAUUGCUUUCUGCCGGCUUACUCGUCCCCGCUCCUGUUAAUCCAAGGAACUUGCCCGCCAAAUCAAGGCAUCAAAUGUGAUACCGUGUGUGGAUUUGCCUGCAGUGACUCUAGCUUCACUAUGGUCGGAAGUUCUACCAUCAAAUGCCUGCCGAAUGGCACUCUGUCCGAUGAAUUACCACGUUGUCAAGCAAAGGAACAAACAACCACCCAUACCGCCACAACGACCGGAACAAACUCUUCGACGAAGCAUGUUCAUACAAGCAGUUCGCCUUCCAAAACAACGACAGUUCCUCCAACAAGGAGGGGCCAUACGACAUGGCACAACGAUCCCACGAUGGCAAGUCCCAUCACAAAGCCGAGUCCACCGAUAACGGAAACAACCCCAGCAGUUGAAACUGAUACAACGAUUACAACUGAUUCUUCUGUGACUCCUUCCACAAAGAAUCAUACCACCAAGGGAAACCAUACCCCCAAGACGAACCCUACUGCUAGUACUCCCAACGCGGAUCCUAUCACGACAGACAGUUCUACAACACAAAGUCAUUCCUCUCCGAAGACUGGACCUUCUACGACUGCUCUCCCUGGAACGUCACACAAAUUCAAGACGAUGGGAUUUAUUGGCUUUCUAGGUCUUCCUCUACUCAUUCUGCCACUGUUAUAUAUCAUUUUUAAGUUGAGCCGCAGACGCAGCAGGAAGCAGUACACGAUACUUGAUGAAGAAGUUGGAGAAGACAUCCAUGACGUUCCGCCAGAUGUCGAUGGGUUUUAUCAAGCCGGAAAGAUCAAGAGAGCCAACGUAACAGAAGUAGGAUUCAAUCGAGAAGAGUGCUACGCUAUGGACCAGAGACAUAAGGGUACUGUCUUCAUCCUCAACAACUACACCUUUCACUCUGAUAGAACCAUUGAGAGAAAGGGAUCUGAAGUUGAUUUGGACAAUGUCAAGCGUGUCUUCACUGAGAUUGGCUACAAGUCUGACGAAGCCGAAAAUCUCUCUGCUAAGGAGAUAAGAGAAAAACUGGAGAGUCUAAAACAAAAGAUCUCGCCCUCUGACACCUCUGUUGUCUUGGUCUUCAUGAGCCAUGGGGUUUCAGAAGGAAUUCUUGGUACUGAUCAGAAAGUCGUCACCGUCGGGGAAAUCAAGAACAUGUUCUCUGGGAACAAUUGUCGAGCUUUGAUCGGAAAACCAAAGAUCAUGUUCUUCCAGGCCUGCCGUGGAGAUAACCCAACGCCUAGUGCCGAUCCAUCUCCUUCAAACAUUAAAGAAGAACCUGGAUUGGACACGGACACUUUGACGACUGACGGAGUAGAUGGAGGGGUUACUACGGUAACAAAUGAAGAAGAUUGUUUAACACCAUCACUUCGUAGAGUGGAAGGAGAGUUGGAUAUUGAUAGUGUACCGGACAAUGCAGAUGUAUACAUUGCUCAUGCAACCUCAGAAGGUUAUUUUUCACUACGUCACAAACAAAAUGGAUCCUGGUUCAUCCAAGCCCUCUGUGAGGAGCUCAUAGCUAGUGCGCAUGCUCAUCAUCUUGAUGACAUCAUGACGAAGGUGACAGACAGGGUGAAGCGACAAGAAGCAAGGAUACUUGUCAAAGGGCGAUCGCGACUUACACUACAGACUCCACAGAUCAUCAAGCAAGGAAUAGGAAAGAAGAUAUUCUUCUUACCAAGGUAUCAACCACCAUCAGAUUGUCAAUAAAACGGUUACACUUCGUAAUUCCGAAGGUUCUUUAUUCCGAAACACGUAAAUUGCCUAUACCUCGAUGUUCGUUAAUCCGAAAACGUAAAAGGGUUCGUUAAUCCGAACGUUUGUGGCGUUAUUCCGAAGGUUCGUUAUUCCGAAGGUUCGAUAAUCCGAAAACGAAAUAAGGUUCGUUGUUCCGAAGGUUCGUUAAGCCCCUUUCACAAUUGACGUACGACUAUUUGCGACCUUUUGGUCGUGCGACAGGCUGCAACAGGCAUCAAUCGCCAGUCAUCUCAUAAUAUCGCACAGAGGCUUUCACAGUUGCAACAGCUGUCGUACAACAAAAACAACCAGUAAAACCCGUUGCACGAGUAAGUCGCUUAUGAUCCUAUUGUGCUCGUGCGAUCACAUGCGAGUGUUGCACGAGGGAUUGCGGGGGGAACGGUCGCACACAACGGUAGUGCAAUGUUGUAAGCCGUUGCGAUCGGUCUUGCAACAGUCUUAUGGCCCAUCAUAUUAUUGCACCCAGUCGCAAGGCAGGUCUCUGUACAUGUAGGUCGCUAGCACAUGUGCAAGUGUUGUACGACCUCCAGUCGAGUAAAUGCGACUACUUAGUUGUGCCACCUCUCGCACCAAGUCGUGCAACGUUGAACAACACUCCCACGAUGAUCGCCCGACCGAUGGUACGACCCCGGAUACGAGCUGAUGCGAGUGAAUCGGUCGUAUUUGAUCGCGUUCGGAUUUUUAACAUGUUCAAAGUUCAGAUGUGACCAGUCACGACCACCUCGAGUUCGUGCGACCGUCUACAACGACUGCGAGUGCUCGCAAGUCACCAAGAGAUCGAUCGUGCAACAGCAGGAAAAAACUGUUGCAGGCGGUCGUAAACUGGUCGGAUGUCAAUUGUGAAAGGGGCUGUACGGUUGCAUACAUGCGAAUGCAACGAUAGUGGAAUGUUGUAAGCCGUAAUUUCGAUCGGUCUUGCAACAGUCUUAUAUUAUUGCAACCAGUCGCAAGACUGGUCUCUGUAGGUAUAUAGCGCAUGUGCAAGUGUUGUACGACCUCCAGUCGACUAAAUGCGACUAUAUGUAGUUGUGUCACCUCUCGCACCAAGUCGUACAACGUUGAACAACACUCACACGAUGAUCGCCCGACCGAUGGUACGACCUGAUGCGAGUAAAUCAAUCGUAUUUGAUCGCGUUUGGAUUUUGAACAUGUUCAAAUUCAGAUGCGACCAGUCACGACCACCUCCGACCACCUCAAAUUUGUGCGUUCGUCUACAACCACUGCGAGUGCUCGCAAGACACCAAGAGAUCGAUCGUGCAACAACAAGAAAAAAACUGUUGCAGGCGGUCGUAAACAGGUCGUACGUCAAUUGUGAAAGGGGCUUUAGUCCGAAAACGAAAUAAGGUUAGUUAAUCAUUUAGUUUUCGGACUAACGAACCUUCGGAAUUACGAACCUCAUUUCUUUUUCGGAUUAACGAACCUUCGGAAUAACAAACCUCAUUUCGUUUUCGGACUAACGAACCUUCGGAAAAACGAACCUUCGGAAUAACGAACCUUCGGAAUAACGAACCUUCGGAAUAUCCGAGCCUUCGGAAUAACGAAGCUUCGGAAUUACGAAUGUAUGCCAAUAAAACGACAUAAAGGCUCAGAUGUUAAAGAUGAGAUUUUGAAGAAAAGCCGCCAGAGAUGAGAGUUGAUAACGACUCAUCUAUUUGUCAUUAGGUAGAUGACCCAAAUCGUCAUAAUUAUCAUGGGAAAAAUAAUAUAUACAUUUUCAGAGUUUUUUUUCUCGGCUGCAGCCUCAAGCAACCUCAAAUUUGGCUCAUAAAAGACAGCGGUGAUAAAUUCAUUGGGCAAUGAAUUAUGUGUCCAUAUAGAAUAUUUUUUUAAAGAAAUAAAUAACUACUACUCUCUCAUUUGACCAUUGGUCUACAUAUGGGUACUUGUGAGGCUCUUCCCCCAG